AUGCAACUCAAGGGGCUGACCUCCUUGGCCCGCGGCCAGCCGGGCAUCCUCCACCACAUCACCCCAAGCCUGGUCUCCUUCGAAUACACGCGCGGCGUGAUCCGCAAGCCGCACACCCUCAUCUUCGUAGGAGGGCUAGGUGAUGGCCUCGGCACAGUGGAAUACCUUAGCGACAUCGUCCAGGCACUGGAACCGACCGAAUGGUCGGUAUUCGGGCUGGUGCUAUCCUGCUCAUACGGCGGCUGGGGCAUGGGCCGACUCGGGAACGACAUUGACGAGAUCGCACAUACGGUUAAUUAUGUCCGAGAAUACAAGACACCACAAUUUGGGCCGGGCAAGGUGGUGAUUAUGGGCCACUCGACGGGCAGCCAGGACGUGAUGCACUACAUCAACUGCCCGAACCCGCGACCUGCACAUCCUAUUUUCGAUAGGGACUGGAUACCCGUCGUACGUCCGGAGGUAGACGGUGCCAUUAUGCAGGCGCCUGUCUCGGACCGGGAGGGUAUUUUGUGGGUGGUGAAGUGUGGUACGGAGCGGGAUAGCCCGGAGACGAUGCGCAAGAUCUACAACAAGGCGGUAGAAGAUGCACGACGACACACAUACGAGGAUCACAACUCGGUCGAUACGCUUGUGCCGUUGUCUGUGACGGGACGGAUUGGAUACCCGACCUCGGCGCCAGUGAGCAGCCGGCGAUUCUUGAGUCUGGUCAGCCCGGAAAGUCCCGAGAAGCCCGAGGAAGAUGAUUUGUUUAGCUCGGACUUGAGUAAUCAGCGGUUGGAGGAUACCUUUGGACAGGUCGGAAAGCGGGGUCUGUUGAGGCAGCAAUUGCUCGUGCUGUAUUCUGGUCGGGACCAGUCGGUGCCUCCGUGGGUCGACAAGGAGGCGCUGCUCAAGCGGUGGAAGUCUGCCAUUGAUGUGCAUGGCAAGCAGUUCUGGAGUCCGCACAGUAUGGUUAUUCCCAAUGCUUCGCAUGCUCUCAGUGACUCAGAUCAGAAGGAGCCACGGCGAAUCCUGGUAGAGAGGAUGACUAGGUAUUUGCAUGAUAUUCUGCAGGGUUAG
Molecule: messenger RNA, 1059 nt
Organism: Penicillium cinerascens
Lineage: Eukaryota; Fungi; Ascomycota; Eurotiomycetes; Eurotiales; Aspergillaceae
Exons: 2
Coding region: 1-1059 (352 amino acids)
Source: RefSeq, a predicted model, not a curated record